CCCGCCCUCCCUUAGCCCCCCACACAGAACGACGCCUGCAUCAGGGCCAGAGGCUCAGGGUCUGGACAUUCUGGCGUCUACAAAUACAGGUUCAUUUAUGGCACCAGCCACGGUUCCGCUCGGCACACCGCUGUUUGACGACAAGCGCGCGAUCAGCAAGGGGCCGCUAGAUAUUGGAGGGCAGGGAGAUAAGCAGUAUGAACAUGAACUGUCGACACUUGGCGGGUACGAGUCCACAGUCAAACCAUUCAUCACGAACCGUCCGGAUAUCAAGAGUGUGCUAGCUAGUGCGUCACUAUCGGUGAAUCAUAGGUAUCCGACACAGGUCACCCCCGCUGCCAGCGUGCUUACCAUGAUGAAAACAGUCACUGUAAACGACAAGCCAGUGCUCCAGGUCGUGGUGUCGUCAAACAACACUGUGAUACCUGCAAGUCUGACCAUAUCGUACUCGAACGUAUAGAAUGCGUGUAUAGCGUUGCACCAGAGAGCGAAGCGGCAUAUUAUUCUGCUGUAAAGGCUGAUAGUAGUGGCAUCGGCAGUGGUUUAUGUUUGAACAGUGGGAUUCCGUAUUAAAGUUACC
Linderina pennispora is the source of this 580-nucleotide messenger RNA. RefSeq lists its product as uncharacterized. The record is from RefSeq and is a predicted model, not a curated record. Bases 98 to 460 code for a protein of 120 amino acids. The transcript has a single exon. Lineage: Eukaryota; Fungi; Kickxellomycota; Kickxellomycetes; Kickxellales; Kickxellaceae.